UAAGUUGGUAAAUCUUCACCCCACACAAAAUACACUUCCUCAUUCUCCUUGUUUGAGGCAAGCAAAGAGCUACCAUGGUCAUAAUUAGAACGUGCUUGCUGUUCUUAGUCUUCAUGGCUACAACAAAAACCGCUUUAAUGAAAGAACAGACAUACAUAGUUCACAUGGACAAGGCGAAAAUCACGGACUCAGAUCACCAACGGUACUACAAAUCUGUGAUCGAUUCUAUCACCACACUCUCAUCUCAAGCAGAAGAGGAAAACAAACCACCAACUCCUCAGCUCCUUUACACUUAUGAAACUGCUGUUUCAGGUUUUGCAGCAAAGCUAUCAGUCUCUCAACUCCGAUCCUUGAACCGAAUAGAUGGUUUCCUCUCCGCGACACCUGAUGAACUGCUAACUCUCCACACCACACACACUCCUCAGUUUCUUGGCUUACAAAACGGCAAAGGACUUUGGAGUGCUUCUAACUUGGCCUCGGACGUGAUCAUUGGCUUUGUCGAUACAGGGAUCUGGCCAGAACAUGUUAGCUUCCAUGACACAGGCAUUUCCCCGGUGCCCUUUCGUUGGAAAGGCACUUGUGAGGAAGGCACAAAGUUCUCAGUUUCAAAUUGCAACAAAAAGCUUGUUGGUGCAAGAGCCUUAUUCAGAGGGUAUGAGGGCAUUAUUGGCAGAAUCAACGAAACAGAAGAGUAUCGAUCUCCUCGUGAUUCAAGUGGGCACGGAACUCACACUGCUUCCACUUCAGCUGGAAACCUUGUAAGCCAAGCUAGCUUAUUUGGUUUGGCCAAGGGCUCAGCCAGCGGUAUGAAGCGUACCGCGAGAAUCGCAGCCUAUAAGGCCUGCUGGCAAUUCGGAUGUGCCAACUCUGAUGUAAUGGCUGCAAUUGACAGUGCUGUUGCAGAUGGGGUAGACAUUUUGUCGCUCUCUUUGGGAGGCACUUCUAGGCCUUUUUACAGAGACAACAUUGCUAUUACUACAUUUGGAGCAGUUCAAAAUGGAGUUUCUGUUUCAUGCUCUGCAGGCAAUUCAGGCCCUUCUGCUUCAAGUGUUAGCAACGGUGCACCUUGGAUUAUGACUGUUGCAGCAAGCUACACUGACAGGCGUUUCCCAACAGUUGUAAAGCUCGGGAAUGGGCAGAUUUUCAUAGGGACGUCUCUGUAUUCAGGUGAAAAAACUAAGCAAUUGCCACUAGUGUAUAACAGAACCGCAGGUAAUAGCCUAGGAGCUGAGUUUUGCUUUGAGGGUGCACUGGUUAAGAAGCUUGUAAAAGGAAAGAUUGUGGUUUGUGAGAGAGGAUUAUACAUGCCAGCAGGAACUGGAGAGAAGGUGAAGAAGGCAGGGGGAGCCGGACUGCUCUUACUCAACAGUGACGCCGAAGGAGAGGAACUUAUUGCUGAUCCUCACAUUUUGCCUGCCGCUUCUCUUGGAUCUUCGGCUGCUAAAGCCAUCAGACAAUAUGUGAUGUCAUCAAAGAAACCAUCGGCUUCACUUGUGUUCCAAGGCUCAGUCUAUGGCAACACUGCGCCUGUGAUGGCAGCAUUUUCGUCGAGAGGACCAAGUUCAGCUGGACCAGAUGUGAUCAAACCUGAUGUGACUGCACCGGGUGUGAACAUUUUGGCUGCCUGGCCACCCAAGCCUAGCCCAAGCAUGCUCAAAAGCGAUAAGAGAAGCGUGCCAUUUAAUAUAAUCUCAGGCACUUCAAUGUCCUGCCCUCAUGUUAGUGGCUUAGCCUCUCUUCUCAAGUCGGAACAUAAGAAUUGGUCACCUGCAGAAAUCAAAUCGGCACUAAUGACCACAGCUUAUACCAUAAACAACAAGCGUUCUCCAAUUUCUGAUGUUGGCUCGAAUAGUUCUCAACCAGCUAGCCCUUUUGCAUUUGGUUCGGGGCACGUUGAUCCAGAAAGUGCUGCUGAUCCAGGCCUAGUUUAUGACAUCACCACUGAAGACUAUCUGCUUUACCUCUGCAGCUUAAACUACAACUCUUCCCAAAUAGCUCUUUUCUCCAAUGGGGUUAAUUUCACUUGUCCUGGUACUUCAGUUGUUCAGUCUGGCGACUUGAAUUACCCUUCGUUCUCUGUAAUUUUCGACCAAGAUAGAAGGAAGACGAGUGUGACAUACAAGAGGACAGUGAAAAAUGUCGGUAGCAUUCCUAGUACUUAUGCAGUGCAAGUGAAAGAACCUGCUGGAGUUUCAGUGAGUGUUGAGCCUAAAACCUUGAGAUUUAAAAAGAUGGGUGAAAAAAUGAGCUACAAAGUGAGAUUUGUUGCCUUGGGUGGAGCAACUUCAACCAAUUCUUCCUUUGGAUCUUUAACUUUGGUGGCUGAGAAAUAUAGAGUUAGAAGUCCCAUAGCAGUACUCUGGCUAUAAGUUUUGGGGCUAAAACCACCAAACUUUUAUUAUUAGUGAUUGCAAGUUUUAAAGAAUUUGCUAGAACAUUGGUUGAUCCAUAGAACCUUGGUUUAUCUGCAACAAAACCCUACUACUUUAUGUCAUUGAUGGCUAUAGUUGAACUAAAAAUUAUCAAUAAGAACUUUCUAUGUUUAUCUGAA
Molecule: messenger RNA, 2551 nt
Organism: Pyrus x bretschneideri (Chinese white pear)
Lineage: Eukaryota; Viridiplantae; Streptophyta; Magnoliopsida; Rosales; Rosaceae
Product: subtilisin-like protease SBT1.1
Exons: 2
Coding region: 75-2369 (764 amino acids)
Biological process (GO): proteolysis
Molecular function (GO): serine-type endopeptidase activity
Source: RefSeq, a predicted model, not a curated record